Molecule: messenger RNA, 2201 nt
Organism: Scleropages formosus (Asian bonytongue)
Lineage: Eukaryota; Metazoa; Chordata; Actinopteri; Osteoglossiformes; Osteoglossidae
Gene: gnl3
Product: G protein nucleolar 3
Exons: 15
Coding region: 83-1723 (546 amino acids)
Cellular component (GO): nucleolus
Molecular function (GO): GTP binding
Source: RefSeq, a predicted model, not a curated record
CCGGAAGUGCGACAGCAAGCGUGUCGGGUUUUGCUCCUUCGCACGGGAACGCUUUCCACGUGUGGAACCUCGGAGCGGUAGCAUGAAGCGACCGAAGCUAAAGAAAGCGAGUAAGCGACUGACAUGUGCCAAACGUUACAAAAUACAGAGAAAGAUCCGGGAGCACAACAGGAAACUUAGAAAGGAGGCAAAAAAGAAAGGAGUAACAAAGCGAGUGAAGAAGGAUCCUGGAGUUCCUAACGAUGCGCCUUUCAAGGAGGAUGUCCUGCGUGAGGCGGAACAGCGGAGGAUCCAGCUAGAAGAACUGAAAGAAAAGAAGAAGCUAGAGAAGAAGAAGGAAAGGGCGGAGAAAUGCAAGAAAAAUUCUGAAAGUAACAAGGAACCCCAAGCCAAAAAAGCUAGGAAGGAGGAGAGUGCAGUCUCUAAAGACAAAUACUCUGGGAAGUUCCUCUGCAGUGAACUAAACAAGGUCAUCAAUGCCUCUGAGGUAAUCAUUGAGGUGCUCGAUGCCAGGGACCCAUUGGGCUGCCGCUGCCCACAGCUGGAGGAGGCAGUGUUGAAACAUGAAGGAAACAAGAAACUUCUUAUGGUUUUGAACAAGAUUGAUUGUGCGCCCAAAGAAAAUGUAAAAAAAUGGCUGAACUACCUGCAGCGGGAGUUUCCAACUGUGGCCUUCAAAGCAUCAACACACCUGCAAGACAAAACUGCGCAAGAUAAGAAGAGGAAAGAGCCCAACAGAACCUUAGGUCUGAUCUCAGAAGCACCCUCCUUCAGAGGCAGCUGUCUUCUGGAGUUACUGCAAGAUUACGCUAGGAAGCGGCAGACGGAGGGUCCGCUCAGAGUUGGUGUUGUUGGCUUUCCCAAUGUGGGAAAGAGCAGCGUGAUCAACAGUCUGAAGGGCAGCCGGGUCUGCAAUGCCGGGGUCCUACGGGGAGUCACAAAGUGCAUGCAAGAGGUUCACAUUGCUAAGAAUAUCAAGGUGAUUGACAGCCCUGGUAUCCUGGCAUCUCCAUCUAACCCUGGUGUUGCACUAGCACUGAGGAGUCUGCCAUCCACACAUAAACAAGACGAUGUGCUGGAUGCAGUGAGAGACCUGCUGAAACACUGUAACAACCAGCAGGUAAUGCUUCAGUACAAUGUUCCAGCUUUCAAAAACUCCCUGGAGUUUUUGACACUUCUUGCCAAGAAGCGGAGCUUGUUGCAGAAAGGUGGUGUGCCCAACACGAGACAGGCUGCAGAAAUAUUUCUGUGCGAUUGGACUGGUGCGAAGCUGAGCUACUACUGCAAACCCCCAGAGACCCAUAGCCUUCCUCCUUACCUCUCAGACACUAUGGUGGCAGAGAUGCAGAAAGCAUGGGACAUGGGCAAGCUCCACCAAGGCAAUGCAGCAGCCCUUAAGGGUAUAAAAUGCUCCAGUCUGGCCAGCAGUAUCACCUUAACUUCCAGUGGCCCCACUUCUGGACUGCUGAAUGAAAAUGAAGUGUGCGACUUAAAAGAUGGAGGGGGUGAGCUGCUACAGGGUGAUGAGGUGGCAGAAGAGGACGAUGAGGAGGAGGUGCCCCAACUGGUACCAAUAGAGGAUAAAGGACAGAAGAAGGAAAAGGCAAAAUCUGUAAAAGUGCAUCCAACCAAGGUGACAUUUUCCUCAUUGUCUGUAAACAUAGACAUGUCUUCAACACAGAAAGAUGACGAUGCAUACGACUUCAAUGUAGAUUUCAAGUGAAGAGUUCUCGGAGCCCAGCCUUUGUUGUCCAGUUUUGCAGAAUAGAGCUGUGUUGCAAUAAUCACAUUUUAAUAAUAAACAAAAAAAAUACCCUGUUGUGUGUGGCUAAAAAUCAUCUUUUAUGUAAGACUGAGAAAAUAACUUGUAGAUUUUAUAAAAUCUUUAUAUAUAAAUCUGAACGUAUCUACCGGUGCUUUGAAUAUCGUGUAUUCACAGUUCAUCUUAAAUGUGCAAAACAUGAACAUUACAUUUUUGAAGUUUCUAUGUUGUAAAAUACCUAUGCUAGUAUCGGAAUAGAAGUCAGUUGAAGAAAGCGUGAUGUAAUUAGACGUUUUAUGUUCUAAAUAAAUAUAUACACACACGCACAGUCUGAAACCACUUUUCCCAAGCGGGGUUGCAGCAAACCGGGCCCAAACCCACCAACACAAGGCGCUAGGUGGGAGGGGAAGGGGACACACCCAGGAUGAGAUGCCAGUCC